This is a messenger RNA of Balaenoptera acutorostrata (minke whale), 1556 nucleotides long. Its product is annotated as phosphatidylinositol 5-phosphate 4-kinase type-2 gamma-like. Gene Ontology annotation, molecular function: phosphatidylinositol kinase activity. The record is from RefSeq and is a predicted model, not a curated record. Gene Ontology annotation, biological process: phosphatidylinositol metabolic process. Lineage: Eukaryota; Metazoa; Chordata; Mammalia; Artiodactyla; Balaenopteridae.
GUUGGGUGUGCGGGAGACUAUGGCGUCCUCCUCUGUCCCGCCGGCCACUGUACCAGCGCCGACAGCGGCUUCCGGCACAGGUUUCGGCUUCGCUUCCAAAACCAAAAAGAAGCAUUUCGUGCAGCAGAAGGUGAAGGUGUUCCGGGCGGCCGACCCGCUGAGGGGCGUGUUCCUGUGGGGCGUAGCCCACUCGAUCAAUGAGCUCAGCCAGGUGCCUCCCCCGGUGAUGCUGCUGCCAGAUGACUUUAAGGCCAGCUCCAAGAUCAAGGUCAACAAUCACCUUUUCCGCAGGGAAAAUCUGCCCAGUCAUUUCAAGUUCAAGGAGUAUUGUCCCCAGGUCUUCAGGAACCUGCGUGAUCGAUUUGGUAUUGAUGACCAGGAUUACUUGGUGUUCCUUACCCGAAGUCCCCCGAGUGAAAGUGAAGGCAGUGAUGGUCGCUUCCUUAUCUCCUAUGAUCGGACUCUGGUCAUCAAAGAAGUAUCCAGUGAGGACACUGCUGACACGCAUAGCAACCUCUCCAGCUACCAUCAGUACAUUGUGAAGUGCCAUGGCAACACACUGCUGCCCCCGUUCCUGGGGAUGUACCGGGUUAGCGUGGACAAGGAAGACAGCUACAUGCUUGUGAUGCACAACAUGUUCAGCCACCGUCUCCCUGUGCACAGGAAGUAUGACCUCAAGGGCUCCCUAGUGUCCAGGGAAGCCAGCGAUAAGGAGAAGUUUAAAGAAUUGCCCACCCUUAAGGAUAUGGACUUUCUCCACCAGAACCAGAAAGUUUAUAUUGCUGAAGAGGAGAAGAAAGUCUUUCUAGAGAAGCUAAAGAGAGAUGUGGAGUUCCUAGUGCAGCUGAGGAUCAUGGACUACAGCCUUCUGCUGGGCAUCCACGACGUCAUUCGCAGCUCUGAACCGGAGGAGGAGGGGCCUGUGCGGGAGGAGGAGUCAGAGGGGGAUGGGGACUGUGCCCUGACCGGACCUCCUGCUCUGGUGGGCUCCUAUGGCAUUUCCCCUGAGGGUAUCGGCAGCUACAUCCAUUCCCACCGGCCCCUGGGCCCUGGAGAGUUUGAAUCCUUCAUUGAUGUCUAUGCCAUCCGGAGUGCUGAGGGGGCCCCUCAGAAGGAGGUGUAUUUCAUGGGACUCAUUGACAUCCUGACACAGUAUGAUGCCAAGAAGAAAGCAGCUCACGCAGCCAAAACUGUCAAGCAUGGGGCGGGGGCAGAGAUUUCUACUGUCCAUCCUGAGCAGUGUGCUAAGCGAUUCCUGGAUUUUAUUACCAACAUCUUUGCCUAAUAGACUGCCUGACUCCAUGGAGGAGCUGGGGGAAGGGUGUUGUUUGCCAUCUUCAGGACCUGACUGGACAGAUGGACCUGGCUCAAGCUGCUACUCUGGAUGCACCUUGCUGUGUGGGAUGAACCAAGAGUGUCUGAAUUUUGCUGAUAACUUUAUAGAGCUCACUGUGGCACACUUCCUUCCUGGUAGGCCCUGGGAUGGAAGAUUUUCAAAAUACUACAGAUGUGGGUGCAGGCAUGCACACAUACGAUGGGAUAUGGCCAAUCUUAUG